Cephus cinctus (wheat stem sawfly) is the source of this 2414-nucleotide messenger RNA. RefSeq names its product exocyst complex component 7 (gene Exo70). The transcript has 7 exons. Lineage: Eukaryota; Metazoa; Arthropoda; Insecta; Hymenoptera; Cephidae. Bases 201 to 2303 code for a protein of 700 amino acids. The record is from RefSeq and is a predicted model, not a curated record. Gene Ontology annotation, biological process: exocytosis. Gene Ontology annotation, cellular component: exocyst. Gene Ontology annotation, molecular function: phosphatidylinositol-4,5-bisphosphate binding.
UACAAUUGGCAAAUGACAUUAGUAACCAGAGAUCAGUAAUCUCGCAUUCAGAAUGACAUAAGGAAUGGAAUAAAGGAAAUGUCAAUAAAAUUUAACACUUUUAAGAUUAUGCGAGCUUGUGAAUUUGUCUAGUGAUUGUUAACUGAUUGUCUAAAGGUAAAGGGGAGUAUCACCAUACAGUGAUUGUAGCAAUAAAAAAUAUGCAGGCAGGACAAAUUGAUACUUCCGAACGUAGAUUCGAAAUAGAAUGUAAAUUGGAAGCUGAGAUAGCAGGACUGAUAGCUUUGAAAGAUGCAGAAGAACAUAGUAGAAAGUUGACAAGUGGUAUGGUUGCAAUACUUUCUUCUUUAGAGCAACGACUUGCUACUCUUCGCAGAACUAUUCUUCCUGUUUAUAACGAAACUGGAAACCUGCAAUGUCAACAACAUGAUAUUGAAAAAACCCUGACAAUACUGGAUCAUGCCAUUGGAUAUUAUGGAGUAUGCCAAGAAGUAGAAUCUGCUGUUCGUGGUGGACCAAGUGGUGCAGGAGGUUUUGAUGCAUUUUUAGAAGCCAUGAAUCGGCUCCACAAUGCUCAGCGUUAUUUUCAAAAAAAUAAUCCAAGCUCAGUAGAAUUAGAAAAUGUCUCAACUCUUUUUGGCAUUGGUUUGAAAGCACUUUAUGCUGAGUUCCGUGAUAUUCUAGCCAGACAGAGCAAGCCUGUUCUGCCAAUAGUUCUAUUAGAUUUAAUUGGUUCCGAUGAGGAUACCAGUGGAGAGGAUGCUCCACAGUCUCUUUGUCAACUUCCUGAAAGUACUCUGAGUGACUUGGUUAAAAUUGCUGAAUGGUUAGAAGAAAGAGGUCACAAUAAACACACGAGUAUUUAUGCCUCAGUACGUAGCUCCAUAGUACUACGAUCCUUGCAGUUACUGAAAGAACAUCAGAGAAGUGCUAGUGGAGGUAGCACUCAUGCUGGAAGCCCGAUGCCGAGAGCAAAGUUUGCAAAUCGACACUCAAUAGGAACUCAGGAGACAGCAGGUCGCAAAGCGUCUCGACGCCUUCAACACGCUUUGGAGAAAAAAGCUAGUCAAAUGCUUAUGAGAGCUUCGCAAACAACUGGUCUAGGUUUAUCCUUUCCUUCGUCAAGGAAACCUGCACCACUUCCAUCAGGACACGCGACCGAGGACGCUGCACCUGACGAGCAAGAAAUGGAAAAUUAUCUUUUGCUGACAGCAGGACUUCACAAACUUAUGCAAGCUGAGCGUUCACUGGUAGCUCGAGUUUUACCAGUGCACGUGCAGCCUCAGAUACUCGCGGCGACGGUGCGGGACGCUAUGGACUUGAUGGCCCACGACGGCGAAAGCAUUGCAACGCGUGCUAAACGUUGCAUCACCAGACGUGAUUUCUCAGCCGUCCUAGUAGUUUUUCCUAUACUAAAACAUCUUGGAGAAUUAAAACCGGAUUUAGAGAGGACAGUUGAAGGCUGUGAUUACACUUUAAGGUCGAAAUUCGCAUCUGUUCUGAGUACAUUAAACGCUACGGGUGCAAAAGCGUUGGAAGAUUUUGCUGAAAACGUCCGCAAUGAUUCAGGGUCAGCCUUACCUAAGGAUGGUACCGUCGGUGAAGGCACCAGCAAUGUCUUAGUGUUUCUUGAACAAUUGGCUGAAUAUGCAGAUACAGCUGGUGCAGUGCUUCGCCGUAAUACCGAUGCGGAUACAACUGUUUCCUCUGCUCCUCGGCAACCAGAAAAUGCACAGAGAGUAUUACUCGGUGUUUAUAUCAAGAAGGUAUUGGCCCAAUUAAAUCUGGCUUUGGUGAACAGAAGCGACGCAUCUUACUCAGACAUGGCUCUACGCGCUUUAUUCCGUUUGAACAAUCAUAAUUACGUAGUGAAUGCACUACGUCGCAGUUCUCUCAUGGAGCUAUUAUUGCUCACUGAGCCCAAUGCAGAGCAAACCUAUAGAGAUCUUUUGCUGCAAGAUAAGACAAAUUAUGUGUCAGCAACCUUUGCCAAGGCACGAUCUUACUUGGAGCAGUCGGCGGAUGAACCUGAACUCGCUUCCAAAAUGUUGAAAGAACGUUUCGCUGGAUUUACACGAGAGCUUGAAGAAGCUGCUAAAUGCCAGCGUUCUUACUCUGUACCGGAUCCUCGACUACGUGAAGAACUAAGAAACGAGCUGGAGCAGGCUUUAGUUCCUUUAUACACGUCAUUCUAUAACAAAUAUCGUAACGCCUCAUUCUCAAAGAAUCCCAAAAAAUAUAUUAAAUAUUCGCCGGAUCAAGUUUCUGCUCUGAUCGGUACAUUCUUCGAUACCGCUGCUUAAGAUAGAAAACGAGUAAGAAUUUCAAGUGAUUAAAUUGAAAUAUAUAUUUGAGAGGAUGAAUAACAGCGAAUUAGUAAACACCCAUUUAAUAAAGCAAAUUUAGUUACAAUA